AAUUUUUAUUCAUAAAGACGACGGGGAAAUAAGGAAAGGGGCAAAGGCCUUUUUAGGCGUCAGUUUUGCUUUCCUUGAACGUAUCAAUCAGUCCCAGAUGGACACCAAUCCCUGCUGGUUCCCUAGAAUGGAAGAUCAGAGAAUGACUAUAAUACCCUCUCCCUCUCCGUAUCGUCACUAUCUUACGCCUCAUGUGUGCAGCUCACCGCCCCCACACCAAUCCCCCAAACCCCAACCCCAUUCCCUCUCUCACUCACUCACUCGUGGUCUUAAUAAUACUUUCGUUUUCACCAAUUCCUCUCUCACUCCAACUUAGUGCUCCCCUCUCUCUCUCUCUUCCCACUCUCUCUCUCUCUCUCUCUCUCUCUAUCUCUCUUGCUGAGUACAAACACGUCCUCAACCACAACACACAAUUGGAAAACAGUUCUCUCUCCUAUUUGUUGCUAACGUGCGCCUAUAUAACAGAAUAGAACAGAGUUUCAACAGGAGUCCAAUCUCUCCUCAACCUCUCUCUCUCUCUCUCUCUCUCUCUCUCUCUCAUAUUUUAUCAAAUUUGUAAAACAGAGAAGAAGGUCUUUUUGUACUAUUACAGAGUAUCAAUCUCUCUGUUUUUUUGUUCUUCUUCUUUUUUUUUUCUUUUUUUUUUUUCAUUCCCAGACUGAAAUGGAAGAAGAGGAAUAAAAAUACCAAGCUGGUUUUCUCUCUAUUUUCUUUUUUUUUUCCUACUUCUUCCAAUCUUUUGCCUGGAAUUCAGAAUUCGAAGAUUACAGAGAAAAAAAAAAAGAAAAGAAAGAAAAAUCAUAAUAGUGCGAAAUAGUUGUUUCCACUGUUUUUAGUCUUCUUUUUUUUUUUCUUUUUUUGGGGAGUGGUGGUUAGAUGGGUGCUUGGACUGUACUACUUGUGAGCCUGCUAACCUGCGCCGUCCUACUCCGACCCACUUCAUCAGAUCCGAGUGACGAAGCAUGCCUGACCCAUCUAAGCCAGUCCAUUCAAGACACAAGGUCCCUCCAGAACUGGACCAAAUCAACCUUCGCUAACCCCUGUAAUGGCUUCACCGCCUACCUCCAAGGAGCCACCUGCAACAAUGGCCGAAUCUACAAGCUCUCCCUCACAAACCUCGCCCUCAGAGGCUCUAUUUCGCCUUUCCUCGCUAACUGCACCAAUCUUCAAGCCCUUGACCUCUCUUCCAAUUUCCUCACCGGACCCAUCCCUUCUGACCUUCAAUACUUGGUCAAUCUCGCCGUCCUUAACCUCUCCUCCAACCGACUCGACGGAACAAUCCCACCACAGCUCUCGUUUUGUGCUUAUCUGAAUGUUAUUGAUCUCCAUGAUAAUUUGCUCACUGGGCCUAUUCCUCAGGAAUUUGGGCUUCUGGUUCGUCUCUCUGCUUUCGACGUUUCGAAAAAUCGGCUCUCGGGUCCCAUACCUGUCAGUUUGAGCAAUCGGAGUAGGAAUUCGCCUAAGUUCAAUGCGAGCUCGUUUGAUGGGAAUAAGGAUCUUUAUGGGUACCCUUUACCGCCUUUGAAGAGCAAAGGGCUUUCGGUUUUGGCUAUUGUUGGGAUCGGAUUAGGAAGUGGGUUUGCAAGUUUGGUGCUCAGUUUUACUGGGGUGUGUAUAUGGUUGAAAAUUACAGAGAGGAAAAUGGCUCUUGAUGAAGGUAAAAUCAGCCAGCUUAUGCCCGAUUAUUGAAGCCUUUAAAAUCAAAGUUUGGGAAAAUAUUUCAAUCAAUCUUCCAAUAUAUAUUUUUCCAACUUUUUUUUUUUUACAAAAAAAAAAAAAAGGAGCUAGAGAUUAUUUCCAUCCAGGUAUGUUUUCGGAAUGAAGGUGUGUCUGCUCUGUCCCUUUUCUUCGAUGGGUUUUUUUCUUCUCUUAUGUGUCUUUUUUACUAAUCCGGAGAGGGAAUUUUCGUCUUCUCUUUUUUUUUUUUUUUUUUCCCCUUUUUAUUCUUACCUUAGUUUUUCCCUCUCUUUCUCUAUUAACCAUUUUAGGUUUCUUUUUUUUCUUUUUUUUUUUUUCGUUUUAUGCUUUUUGAUUCUCUAUAAUUCUUAUUUUCCACAGUCAACAAUGUAUAAAUCAAUUCAAAACACGUAUCAGUGAAAUAGUGUAUUUUCUUUAUAUACAGAUAUCUCUCUCGCUUUCAAUAUAAUGUAAUGUCAUAAUGUUAUUUAAUCGCUUUGUUUUCUCUUCACCUUCAAAUUGUACGAUAGGCUUUUGAGAAAUUAGGACUGUUGGGUGAAGCUCUGGCCUUGCACCGUGCAAUUUUGUCUGAUGUGUUGCUAAAAUAUAUAAGAAAGAAACAACUGGUAGAGAAACUUUUA
This is a messenger RNA of Ziziphus jujuba (common jujube), 2318 nucleotides long. Its product is annotated as receptor-like protein 44. The transcript has a single exon. Gene Ontology annotation, molecular function: protein binding. Bases 877 to 1689 code for a protein of 270 amino acids. The record is from RefSeq and is a predicted model, not a curated record. Lineage: Eukaryota; Viridiplantae; Streptophyta; Magnoliopsida; Rosales; Rhamnaceae.